Messenger RNA from Cryptococcus wingfieldii CBS 7118, 1776 nucleotides. Its product is annotated as signal recognition particle protein SRP54. Gene Ontology annotation, biological process: SRP-dependent cotranslational protein targeting to membrane, translocation; SRP-dependent cotranslational protein targeting to membrane. Gene Ontology annotation, molecular function: GTP binding; ATP hydrolysis activity; endoplasmic reticulum signal sequence receptor activity. The coding region runs from base 1 to 1776 and encodes 591 amino acids. Gene Ontology annotation, cellular component: cytosol; signal recognition particle, endoplasmic reticulum targeting. NCBI's taxonomy places the organism in Eukaryota, Fungi, Basidiomycota, Tremellomycetes, Tremellales, Cryptococcaceae. The transcript has 7 exons. The record is from RefSeq and is a predicted model, not a curated record.
AUGGUCCUGGCAGACCUCGGUACCCGUAUUGGCGGCGCCCUCAACCAACUCGCAAGAGCUCCUGUCGUCGAUGACUCGGUCAUCGACGCCGUCCUCAAAGAACUCUGCGCUGCUCUCCUCGAAUCCGAUGUCAAUGUCAAACUCGUCGCCUCCCUUCGCUCCCGUGUCAAAACAAAAGUCAAGAAGAGUCUAGAGGAGAGUGAAAAAGCCGGUGGAAAAGAAGCGAACAAGAAGAAUGUGGUCCAAAAGACGGUCUUUGAGGAACUAGUGUCCUUGGUGGAUCCUGGAACGGAACCGUACAAGCCAGUGAAGGGCAAGACCAACGUUUUGAUGGCAGUCGGUAUCCAGGGUGCGGGAAAGACCACAACGUGUACAAAGCUAGCAGUGCACUACCAAAGACGAGGUUUCAGGACAUGUCUUGUCUGCGCCGAUACCUUCCGUGCCGGUGCUUUCGACCAACUCAAACAGAACGCAACCAAAGCCAAGAUCCCCUUCUACGGCAGUUACACCGAGACCGACCCAGUCGCCAUCGCCUCUCUGGGUGUUGAAAAGUUCCGCAAGGAGCGCUUCGAUGUGAUUAUUGUGGAUACCUCGGGUCGACACAAGCAAGAAUCCGAGCUGUUUGAGGAGAUGGUGGCUAUCGGUGGCGCUGUCAAGCCGGAUAUGACCAUCAUGGUCUUGGAUGCUUCUAUCGGUCAGGCGGCGGAGGCGCAAAGCAGAGCUUUCAAGGAUUCAGCCGACUUUGGAGCAAUCAUUGUGACAAAGCUGGACGGCCACGCGAAGGGUGGUGGUGCUAUCUCGGCGGUUGCGGCGACAAAGACACCGAUCAUCUUCCUUGGUACCGGUGAACAUCUCAACGAUCUUGAAAGAUUCUCUCCUCAGCCAUUCAUCUCCAAACUUUUGGGUCAAGGCGAUAUGCAGGGUCUCAUGGAGCACAUGCAAGAAAUGGCUCAAGUCAACCCGGACAAGCAAAAGGAUCUCGCCAAAAAGAUCGAGCAAGGCAAAUUCUCCAUCCGCGACUGGAAAGACCAAUUGUCAAACAUCAUGGGUAUGGGCUCCAUCUCCAAGAUUGCCUCCAUGAUCCCCGGUUUACCAGCUGGGAUGAUGGACGGCGGUGGUGACGAGGAGGCUGCUUCCAAGGUCAAGCGCAUGAUAUUCAUCACCGACGCUAUGCGAGCAGAUGAACUCGACUCUGACGGGCUGAUCUUUAUCACUUUUGACAAGGCUGGAAGUCCCACUGGUCUGAAUAGACGGGCGAAGCGGGUUGCUAGGGGGAGCGGGACGAGUUUGAGGGAGGUGGAAGAGCUGUUGGUGCAAGUGAGGAUGAUGGCGGGUAUGGCGAAGCAAGCUGGUGGUCAGAACGGCUGGAUGUCAGCAAUGCAAAAGAUGCAAGCAGCAGCUGGUGGCAAGCCCCUCGGGCCCAACGGUCAGCCCUCCCCUGCCCAGAUUGAAGCUAUGCGAAAGGCGGUGCCACCGGAAGUUGCCAGAAAGCUCCGUGCCGCUGGUCCUCAAGGGGCCCAGAAGAUGAUGGCGGAUAUGAUGGGUGGCGGCGGUAUGCCAGGGAUGGGAGGGAUGGGAGGCGGUGGAGGAGGCAUGCCUGAUCUGGGCAGCUUGAUGAGUCAACUUGGUGGCGGAGGUGGGGGCGGGGGUAUGGGAGGGAUGCCAAACAUGGCGCAGAUGCAAGAAAUGAUGUCGAGCAUGGGUAUGGGUGGAGCGGGAGGUGGUGGGAUGCCAGACAUGAGUCAGCUCAUGAAGAUGAUGGGCGGUGGGCGAUAA